This is a messenger RNA of Stylonychia lemnae, 2133 nucleotides long. Lineage: Eukaryota; Ciliophora; Spirotrichea; Sporadotrichida; Oxytrichidae. The record is from the annotation of a GenBank genome assembly.
AUGUAAUGUUGCUGUUCAAAGUAGAGAAAGGAACUUGACUACUUAUUCAAAGACGCGUAGAAAUACAAUCUUAAAAAUCUAGCUAAGAUUAUGGAGGAUUGUUAAAAUGAAGAAGAGGGAACAGGAAUGAAGUCCAUUGAAAUCAUGUCGAUAGUUAGUGAGCUGAUGGCAAUCUAGAGUCUAGGAAAAAUAUAGAAGAAGGAAUUGGUAAGAGUAUUCAGAACAAUUUUACCAAAGCAAAAUCAGUCAAAGAUAAAGCUGUUUAUGACGAAUAACUAUUUCUUUAUGAAUGAGACCUAGCAAGUUUACGAUUUCAAUAAAGUAACUCUUUUUUGCAUUCUCUACUGCUGUGGGGAUAAUAAGGACAAGACAAGAUUAAUAUUUAACAUUGUUCAAAAUUAUUCCAAUUAAUGCGUUGUCAACAAUACACAGAAGCUUAUCCAGGCUGUUGAAACACUUUUGUUUAUCCCCAGUGUGGUUGUGAGUGAGGUCCUUAUUUAAACAUAGAGAUAUAAUCCUGCUGAUUAUGAUCAUGACUUAUAUGAAUUAAUUUAAAUGUAUUCUCAUGAAAAAGACGUAUUAGAAGACUUCGCUAAGGAUAUGAUUGGCAUGUACCUAUUCCCCCCUCACUACAAAAAUCAAUUUCUAAGAGAAAAGGAAUUCACAGAAAGAAUGAAGGAAUUCAAGUAUAUAUUCUUGAAUCCUGUUUAGCUACGGGAAAAAUUUACUAUUUACAUCUUCGAUCGAAAAUAAAGAGGAAUGUUACCAAUUUAAACUAGGCUGACUUCAAAACCUUUAAUUAACGACAAUCCAACUCUAUACAAACCAAGUAGCACUUAGCAUAAGCAAGAGGGCUUGGCAAGAAACAGUGCUCGGGGUAGUCUGGCUAACUUAUUACCUAAUGAUUUUUUAAAGUCAUAUUCUUAAGAGAGUGCUAGGGAAGAAAAGAAAGCAAUGACGAAAGGCAAUGCUUAGCCUGAUUAAGAUGAACAAGAGAGUGUUAUCUAUAAAUAUGAUGAUGUCCCUCAAUCGAGCUUAAAGGUUGACAAAAAGUAGUAUUCAAGGCCAUAAUCUUAAGUUAAUGUAAAUGAUACCUCCCUGAAAGGAAGCAGCAAAGAUUUGAAUGAGUUUACUCUUUAAGGUCCUUUAGAAAAUCCUUCUAAUUAAAUUUCUUAAGAUACAUUGAAUAUGUCGAAACUGCUUAAUAAGAAGUCUUCUGGUAGAGAUACUAAUGAAACUUUAGGUUCUUAUAGAGGGUCACUAUAUAACCUCAACAGAUUCACUGAUGUCCAGCAUUAUUUGAAGGAAAUGUUCGGUCUCAGAUUCGUGAAUUAUGCAAAAAAUUUCUUCUAGCCUCUAGGUGAACCUGAGAUGCAAUUUUUGGAGAAGUCUUUUGAAACUAUUAAAAAAUCUCAUAAUCUAAAAUUCCCAGAAUUCAAUGAUUACCCGUAUUAAAUUAGGGAACUUUAUGAAUACUUCAAGAUGAGCAUUACCAAACAAGAUCUUAUUGAUUUUGCAUAAAAGAAACUUUAUAAGGACAACAUUAUAAAUGUAUACCUCCGAGUCCUUGAAAAAAUUAAUCUAGUAAAGUAAAGCGCUUUUAACUACAACAAAGCCAAAACCAAAAAAUCUCCAGAGGAGAUUCAAGGUGAAAACCCAAAAAAGAUUCUCUAUUAUACAACAACAUUUACUAAGAAACUUAACAAAGAUGCUUACUUAGAGGAAUGCUUGAAUUAGUUACAAUAUUUUGGGAAAUAUGACUAUGUAAUGGUUCCUUUUUUCAUUGAUGAAGUAAACGAUAAGCGAUGUCUUAUAGUUCAGAUCAAUAACAAUAUGUAAUAGGUAGAUCUCUAUGACAAAGAAAGAGAAACUGACAAUCACGAUAUAUCUGACACUGUUUUGCAUAUGAUGGAACUAGCUGCUAAACUUUAAGACUAAUCAUUCCAUGAUGAUAAAAUAGACGGAAGCGUGGAAGGUGUACCUGUAGAUAAUGAUGAAGAUAUGAUUGUAGCAUGCUGUCAUAUUGCUGAGCAAAUGACUCUAAAUUACCAAAUAGAAAUGUAGGACCUUGAUGUAGAUAGGGAGAGAACAAAGAUCCUCUAUUCACUUAUCAAACUUCUCUUUGUGGAAUGA